Messenger RNA from Pangasianodon hypophthalmus (striped catfish), 1943 nucleotides. It is a transcript of the gene nubp1, whose product is annotated as nucleotide binding protein 1 (MinD homolog, E. coli). Gene Ontology annotation, cellular component: cytosol. Bases 54 to 1034 code for a protein of 326 amino acids. Gene Ontology annotation, biological process: iron-sulfur cluster assembly. Gene Ontology annotation, molecular function: 4 iron, 4 sulfur cluster binding; ATP binding; ATP-dependent FeS chaperone activity. The transcript has 12 exons. The record is from RefSeq and is a predicted model, not a curated record. Lineage: Eukaryota; Metazoa; Chordata; Actinopteri; Siluriformes; Pangasiidae.
UUCAAGCCGGAGUGUUUUAUUCUGCACACUGUUUCCGGAAGUUUUAUAACAAUAUGGCGGAUAUUCCAAACGAUGCUCCUCAGCAUUGUCCAGGAACCAGCAGUGAGCAAGCUGGCAAAGCUUCAGCGUGUCAGGGAUGUCCGAACCAGGCCAUAUGUUCCUCCGGUGCUCCCAAAGCUCCAGAUCCUGCCGUAGAGGAGAUCAAGCUGAAGAUGUCCACCGUGAAGCACAAGAUUGUAGUUCUGUCUGGUAAAGGAGGCGUGGGGAAAAGCACGUUCAGUGCGCACUUGGCUCACGCCCUGGCUGCUGAUGAAUCCGCAGAGGUGGCUCUGCUGGACGUGGACAUCUGUGGACCAUCGGUACCCAGAAUGAUGGGGCUGGAAGGAGAGCAGGUUCAUCAGAGUGGUUCGGGCUGGUCACCUGUGUAUGUAGAAGAUAACCUGGCCGUCAUGUCCAUCGGCUUCCUGCUCAGCAGUCCUGAUGACGCCGUGAUCUGGAGAGGCCCGAAGAAAAACGGCAUGAUAAAGCAGUUCCUGAGAGAUGUGGACUGGGGUGAGCUGGACUACCUGAUAGUGGACACGCCCCCGGGAACCUCCGAUGAACACCUGUCCGUGGUGCAGUACCUGAGUGGAGCGGGCAUCGAUGGAGCUGUUAUUAUAACUACACCACAGGAAGUGUCUCUGCAGGACGUACGGAAAGAGAUCAGAUUCUGUCAGAAGGUGAAGCUGCCCAUCAUCGGCGUGGUGGAGAACAUGAGCGGCUUCGUGUGUCCCAAAUGCAAGAACACGUCUCAGAUUUUCCCUCCGACCACGGGAGGAGCUCAGCGGAUGUGCGAGGAGCUGAGUCUGCCUCUGCUGGGCCGAGUUCCUCUGGACCCACGGAUAGGUCGAAGCUGUGACGAGGGAAAGUCUUUCCUGAAUGAAGUGCCAGAUUCUCCAGCAGCCGCAGUCUAUCAGGUUAUAGUGCAGAGUAUAAAAGAUUAUUGUGCUUCCGGAUUCUCCUCUGAUGGAAACCCAAACGCAGAUAACAAGUGAACAUCAGCGCUGGACAACAGUCUGUGAUAAAACCUAUUUCCGGACUAAAUAGAGCCGAUGUUUUUAAAUGAAGCUUCCUGAAGUGAAAUGUUUCUAUUCAUACCACAGCAUUGUCGAUUUCUCAGUUCUGAUUGGUCAGAAGGUGUUGAUUGUUCGUUCUAAUACGUUGCAGUUUCUAUAGCAGCAGAUCAUCAGAUCAGAUAAAGUUUUUUUAUGUAACAUUUAUGGAAGGAGUCUCCAGUGUCAGCGCUUUGUAACUUUUUUUACGAAAACGAAAGUUUUCCAACAUCUUUAGGACAGAGUUUAUAGCUGCUAUAACGUAAGUGAGAACAGGAACUAACUUGUUUCGCGGACAUUAAACGUAACUAUAAACGGAUAAAGCGUAUGACGUGUUCAUUAAUAACUAACAAAAUUGUAAUCGCUGUUCUAGGUAGUAUAACUCUGUAAAUAGCUAAAAUAAAUAAAUAAAGCGUACAAAUUGUCCCUGAGAUGUGUUUGUUUGUUUAUGUGGUCACUGGUGUGAAACAGGUCACUGGUGUGAAACAGGUGACACACUUCCGAGUCAUAAGAGGAAGUUUGCGAGGGUGUGUUUAAUGCAGCAUUGAAACGCAGGUCUGAUCUACACCUGAUCUACGACUUCAUCAGCGUCAUUCCAUCCUGAUUUAUUUUUCUGCCGUCUGAUCAUCGGUUCUGUAAAACUGUGAUCCUGAACCGCUACAACUCGCUGGCUAAUCCCACGCUAGCACACUGCAUACGUGAGCAUAAGGAACAUGACUACAGUCAGAUUUAUCUAAUAUUUCAUCAUUAAUCUCAUAUUAAGCCUCUUUCUAGACACAAGAGCUUAAUUUAGCUUCUUUCUAGAAAUAAACACUUCGAAUUAACGAACAGAACGAGAUUCACCAUUUCAAG